Messenger RNA from Xiphophorus hellerii (green swordtail), 7945 nucleotides. Its product is annotated as membrane-associated guanylate kinase, WW and PDZ domain-containing protein 2-like. Gene Ontology annotation, molecular function: signaling receptor complex adaptor activity; beta-1 adrenergic receptor binding; type II activin receptor binding. Gene Ontology annotation, cellular component: cytoplasm; cell-cell junction; dendrite. Gene Ontology annotation, biological process: receptor clustering; signal transduction. The record is from RefSeq and is a predicted model, not a curated record. Lineage: Eukaryota; Metazoa; Chordata; Actinopteri; Cyprinodontiformes; Poeciliidae.
GAUCUGUCUCCUGCGUCUGUGGCUGACUGAGAGUAAGAAUUGUUCCGUCCGCCGCCGCGCCGUACUGCAGCUCUCCUCCCGACUGCGCGGCUCGCCGAGCGGACACUGCGCUUAGCGUGCACCGGCGACGAUGGAGCCCCGAGCGCCGUGACGCCGCAGCCGGGUCGCACGCACACAAAGCCGGGGGAUGAGACGGUGAGGAGAGGCUUCGUGUAUGGGCUAGCUCGCGGUGAUUAACUCGCCCGAACCAUGUCGAAGAGCCUCAAAAAGAAAAACCACUGGACCAACAAAGUCCACGAAGCGGUGAUCACCCGUGGGAAGGACGGAGAGCUGGGCUUCGAGCUGAAGGGGGGCGCGGAAAACGGCCAGUUCCCCUACUUCGGUGAGGUGAAGCAGGGGAAGGGACUGAUCCAGAGCGGAAAACUGGCCCAGGAUGAGCUGCUGCUGGAGGUCAACGACAUGCCAGUGGCCGGGCUCACCACCCGGGACGUGCUGGCCGUCAUCAAGCACUGCAAGGACCCGGUCCGCUUCAAAUGUGUCAAGCAAGGGGGGGUAGUUGACAAAGAUUUGCGGCACUACCUCAACCUUCGCUUCUCCAAGGGCUCAGUGGACCACGACCACCAGCAGAUCAUCAGAGACAACCUCUACCUCCGCACCGUUCCCUGUACCACCAGGCAGCCUAAGGAGGGGGAGGUGCCAGGGGUGGACUACAAUUUUGUGAGCGUGGAGCGUUUUAUGGAAUUGGAGCAAAGUGGAGCCCUGUUAGAGAGUGGAACCUAUGAAGAUAACUUCUACGGGACACCGAAACCUCCAGCGGAGCCGUCCCCGGCAGCCCCUCCUCUGAAUGUGAGUGAGGCUCUGCUUCCUGGAGCCCGGCCGAGCGCCCAGGGCAAGAGAAAGAGGAAUCAGUCGGUCAGCAACAUGGAGCAGCGCGCCAGCCUGGAGCCGCCCGAGGAGGAGGAAGAGGAGAGCCCAGUUGUCAAUGGCAACGGAGUGGCCAUCACACCGGAGUCCAGUGAACAUGAGGACAAGAGUACAGAUGCCUCUGGGGAGGUUGCAGCUGAAGGGUCCAGCCAGGCCCCAGCAUCAUCCGAGCCUCCGACUGAAGGAGAGGAGGCCCCAAAGUCUCCCUCCAAAUCCCCCUCCAAAGUCCCUGAUGUAGAUGAAGAAGAGCUCGGUCCUCUGCCUGACAACUGGGAGAUGGCUUACACAGAGAAGGGGGAAGUUUACUUUAUAGAUCACAACACCAAAACUACAUCGUGGCUCGAUCCGCGGCUAGCGAAGAAAGCGAAACCACCCGAGGAGUGCAGGGAGGAUGAACUGCCUUAUGGUUGGGAGAAAAUAGACGACCCCAUCUACGGCAGCUACUACGUCGAUCACAUCAAUCGAAGGACUCAGUUUGAAAAUCCAGUCCUUGAAGCCAAGAGACGUCUGGAGCAGCAGAGACAGAUGCAGAGCCAGGGACUCUCUGCUCUGCCUUUACCCACAAUAUACAGAGAAAAGCCGUUGUUUACGAGGGACCCGACCCAGCUGAAGGGCACCUUCCUGUCCACGGCCCUGCAGAAGAGCAACAUGGGAUUUGGCUUCACGAUUAUUGGAGGCGACGAGCCCGACGAGUUCCUGCAAGUGAAGAGUGUUAUACCAGACGGACCCGCCGCUCAGGACGGGAAAAUGGACACAGGGGACGUCAUCGUCUACAUUAAUGACAUCUGUGUGCUCGGCACGACUCACGCCGAUGUUGUGAAGCUCUUCCAGUCCGUACCGAUUGGUCAGAGUGUUACGCUUGUGCUCUGUCGAGGAUAUCCGCUGCCCUUCGACCCCGAGGACCCGAACGCUGCAGCGAGCGCCUCCCUCACGCCCAUCGGACUGGAGCACCGCCCACUGGUGGUGAACGGGCGCGGCAGCUACGACCCCUACCUGGAGUAUCUGUCGCUGAGCUCCCAGCUACCCCCUCAGGCUCUGGCGCAGGCCGGAGCCUCUCACCCCGGGGACACUCAUCUGGAUGGCUCGUCGCUGCCGCCCACCACGCCCGGUUCGGCGUCCGCACACACGCCGCGCGAUGAUAAUGUCUCUAUGGCCUCGUCUGGGGCGGCUGGUGUUGCCGGGGCAACGGGACAAGGACCAGAGCUGCUGACGGUGACGAUGGUGAAAGGUGCAGAAGGUUUCGGGUUCACAAUCGCAGACAGUCCGACCGGGCAGCGAGUUAAACAGGUGUUGGAGCCUGGUUCACAAGGCGCAUCGGGCCUGAUCGAAGGAGACCUGAUCCUGGAGGUGAACCAGCAGCCGGUGGCUUCAGCGGGACACGGACGAGUGGUGGAGAUGCUCAAAGAGUGUCCAGUGGGCGCAGAGGCAACACUCCUCAUACAGAGAGCAGGAACAGGUCACAUCUCCCCAUGGAAGGCGUCCAAACAAUGGGACCCUCAGGGCAGCCCUCAGACGAACCUAUCCGGCCCGGUACUGCCGCCUGGCACGCCUUUCCCAAACCAACCACAUCACCGCACAUCUGUACCCGACUCCACAGAGGGCUUUGACCUGAACAAACCCGACCCUUAUGACCUUUAUGAGAAGUCGAGGGCCAUCUAUGAGAGCAGACGUCCUGAGUACGAGGAGGUGGAAGUGCAUCUGCUAAGGGAGAAAACGGGCUUCGGCUUUCGCAUCCUGGGGGGAGACGAGGCCGUGCAGGCUGUGAGUCCGGACGCCCGUGACAAGAUUGUUAUUGGCGCUAUAAUAGAGAACACUCCCGCUGAGCGCGACGGCCGGCUUCGACCCGGGGACGAGCUAAUUUCAGUGGAUAAAAACGUGGUUGCUGGGAAACCGCACAAAUACGUCAUUGACUUGAUGCACGCCGCCGCCCGCAAUGGUCAAGUCAGCUUGACUGUGAGGAGGAGAGUGCAGAUGCCUGCUCUUUUCCUCUCGUUUCCAUCAGGAGAGCCUUGCCCGGUGAACGGCCGGAGUCCUGGUUCUGUGUCGACGCAGCACAGCUCUCCGCGCAGCGACGCAGCCUCCGCACCGGUCCCCGUGACAACAAACGCUCCAGCUGCAACCUCGGCCCCGGAGGGGUCCGCUCUGCAGACCAGCGACGUGGUCAUUCACCGCAAGGAGAAUGAGGGCUUUGGCUUCGUCAUCAUCAGCUCCCUGAACAGACCGGAGAACACCACAGUCAUCACUGUGCCUCACAAAAUUGGACGCAUCAUUGAGGGAAGCCCUGCGGACAGAUGUGGGAAGCUGAAGGUGGGAGACCGAAUCCUGGCCGUGAAUGGACAGUCCAUCAUCAGCAUGCCUCACGCAGAUAUUGUCAAGCUCAUCAAAGAUGCUGGACUAACAGUCACGCUGCACAUCAUACCAGAAGAAAGUUCCCAGUCUGGACCCAACUCAGAGAAACAGAGCCCCAUGACCCAGAAACACAGCCCACAGACCCAGCCCAGUCCUGUAGCCCAGCCAAGCCAAGGAGGCGCCCAGUCAAGCCAAAUGGCCGCUCAGUCUGGCCAAACGACAGCUCAGCAGCCGGGUCAAGCACUGGUCCAGCCCGGCCAGACAGCAGCUCAUAUUAACCAAACGGUGGGUGGGCCUCCUGCACCAGCAGCCUCCCAGCCCGCACCAGCUGGAAACCAGCAGAGCCCGGUCACCCAGCCCUCUGGCCUUCCUCCGCAGCUCUACCUCCAUGACGGCAGGAAUUCUUACCCACCGUUUUCCUGGUCAGAGGUAAAAGCAAGGCAGGACGUCAAACCGGAUUUCCGUCACCCUCCGUUCACCGACUAUCGGCAGCCUCCUGUGGACUAUCGUCACCCUCCGGUCACUGAUUACCGCCAGCCGCCGACUCUGGACUACCGGCACCCGCCUGGCCUUCUGGACUUCAGGCAGCAUCCUGCAGCAGCGCAGUUCCCUCUGGGAAUCCCUGCUGACUUCAGACCACAGGACUAUGAUUAUUUCACGGUGGAGCUGGAGAAAAGUGCAAAGGGUUUCGGCUUUAGCAUUCGUGGGGGCAGAGAGUACAGCAUGGACCUGUUUGUGCUGCGGCUUGCAGAGGACGGGCCCGCAAUACGGAACGGGAGGAUGAGGGUGGGGGAUCAAAUCAUAGAGAUUAACGGAGACAGCACCCGGGACAUGACUCACGCCCGGGCCAUUGAACUCAUAAAGGCGGGAGGCAGGCGGGUCAGGCUCCUGCUGAAGAGGGGCACCGGACAGGUCCCGGAAUAUGACUGUGCCAGCCCCUGGGAUUCCCUUUCUACAGCCCACUCUGCCCUGCAGGAAGUGACCCUGGAACCACAUCUGAAUCCAUUACUUCCCUCCCAUCCAGCUUCAUCCCCAGACUCUCCUCAUCGGCUCCAUCUAGAGGCCAAAGUGUGCAUGGCAGACAAAGCUCCGCUGCUGACAGACCACAGCUCCAUUAGAAGGGCAAUAGGUGGCAGGUCCACUGAGCAGAAGUGCAUCAACGUGGGGCAGGGAACCCUUCAGGGGUCUGGAGAGGUGAACCCUGCACCUGGAGAAAAGCCGCCUCGGGCUUUGUCUCACAAAGCGGUUAUGGGAAGGUCCACUGACAGAAGAGAGAGGCAGAAGGAUAGCUGCUCGUCCUGUUGUGAGAAGAAGGGCCGGCAAAAACACGCAGCGGGCGCCGUUUCGCCCUGGGACCCAUAUGUGACAGUGAAUCUGAACGGAGCGUCUCCGGGAGGAGGAGACGGACCGGUCGGCCUCCAGGAACGGCUGAUGUCCAGGAAUCUGUUCCCCAGAGAAGACGAGAAGGCCGGCGGCCACAGCGGGGUGUGCUGCCCUUCUAAGACCAUCGAAGGUCCUCCAGCAAGGAGCGCAGCUGCCUCCCCUGGGCCCUGGAACAUCCCUGGGCCCGACAAGCUGCCUGGCACCCUGAGGUCCUGGACCUCCACGGUGAGCCGGUAGAGAAGAUCCUCACACUGUUUGGCUCUGUGUUCAGUUCUCAUCACCAGGAAAGCAUCUUCCUUCAAUCUGUCUGUCCUGAUUUCUGCUCCACCUGCGUAUGAAGUCUGUUUUUACAUGUAUUUUUAUUCAUACAAGAAGAUUAUUACACCCACUACCUUAAGGACUGGAGAAACUUUAUAAAAUAUGAUGAAGGACCCUCACAUGUGAGCGCUGCUCAAAUCUCAUUUUAAAGUGUGGAGCUUCACACCUUUACUUGGUCGACUGAAGGUAUACAGGGAGUAAGUAUUGAACACAUUACAGUUUCUCUGAGUAUUUCUAACAGACUCAAAUACAUAAAAAAAUAAACCAGUACACAUAAAAAAAAGUAAACAGAGAAAUCUGAGCAAAAAAGUGAAAUGCACAGGGAAUAAGUAUUGAACAAAAUUGUUUGGUGAAUUUGGUCUUUUGACCAGAUUUUCCACCAGUAUUCUGUUGUUUUUUCCAGUUGUCAACAAGUCUUGACAUGCUUUUUUUCAGCAGUGGAGUCUUGUGUAGUGAAUGUUCAUAGAGAAAAUAUAUGUUGAGUACAUAAAUAUUCUAAUUUCUCCUAAUUCUAGGUCUUUCUUAAGCUCUCUUUGGCCCUUUGCUCUUGGAUAACUGAUUCUGAUUAUUUAAGCUCUUUGCAAAAUCUUGAAAGGAGCAUUUGAUCGACCUGGUUUAUGGUUAAACUUACGUUCCUUCCAGUUCAGUUCUACUGUUCCAUCGGUACUGACCUGGAAAAUUCAUAAGUCUAGUUUGUAACCAAAGCCGUCACGUAUAUAUUGCAACAAUAACCACCAUGCUCCUUGCACAACACCUUCAAAAUAUAAAAUGUUUUAAUUAAUUAGUUUGUUCUGAUAGGGAGAAUGUUUUUUUUUUUUUUAAUUCUGACAGAUUAUAGUUGUUUUGUGUAUCUUUUCUUCAUGUAUUCAAUACUUGUUCCGUGUAUCAUUUCAAUGUAUUACACUUAAAAACUAAUUUAUGCACUAAUUGGUGUUAAAUUCAUUGUAUUUAUGGAUUAUUUGAGCUGUUGGUGACACCUGGUAUUCAGGGUUUCAUUAUUGACCCAUUAUCUAUAUACUGUAUAUAUACAGUAUAUAUAUAUAUAUAUAUAUAUAUAAUAUACUGAGAAUUUUUUGUGCUCAGUACUUAUUUUCCCUGCUGUACAUCAGCACAGGAAAUCUUCAUUUUGCUCCAUCUCUCUGUGAAGAAGAAAGAUUAAAACAUUUUUGAGUGUUAGAGAGGUAGGAAGCUGGAGCUCUUGAUUCAUAUGUUACAUGCCUACAAAUAUAUACUGUAAAUGUAAAGAAGAUGUGAAAAUUAUGUACAUUUUGUAUACUCAAAAGCAGACCUGUUGGUGUUUUUGAGGCAGUGUUGUAGUUAGAUACAUUGUACAAAAUAAGGAUUAAAAAAACAGAUAAGUAUCCUGGGACAGUAUUUUAGGAACACUGUUUCCAUGGCCUUGUCCAUAUCGACAUAUCAAAGACUGACUCUAAACCGCAAACGGAGGCGGUGUUAGUGUGCAUGGAUUCCAGACAUGUCAGUCUUUCUGAAGAGCUCUGUGGGAAUAUCACCUCUGGAGGAUGAAUCGGAUGUUUUUAAUUCACCACUUUCAAAUGACUGAGAACAUUUGGCUUAGUAAGAACUCAUACUGCUCCUCUCUCAGUUGUGUACUCAACCUGAUCACAAUUCAACCAUGCAGUCAUUGUGCAGAGUUGUAAAGUUGUGUGUAUUCAUUUGACGCCCAACAGGAACACUUUGUCCAGUCUCCUAUUUCUAUGCCUUUUAACUGUGCUAAGUGUACCACAUCACUGUGGGAGAGGGGAGGAGGAGGUCGACGGUUAUGAGGUGAGGCGGAGUGCCUUACUCAAACUAAUGCAGAGAUUUGUUUUUUGGGAACUUGGUGAACCAGGCUGAGAUGUGGAGCCUGUUUUUUUUUUGCUUCAGACGUUAACGCCAAGCAGUAUCUAUCUGGAUGCACUCUACAGCUGUAAAGAUCAGCCGUCUCAAUUAUUGCAAUUGUCCCCCGAGUGAUUCAGACGGGGAGAAAAAUGUAGCCUGUAGCAUCACAUCCUCUCCUUGAAGUAAUGUGGAGCUGUUUAUCAAAGCGAGCUAAACAUCAGAGUGGGUCAUGGUUUCCGUUUCACUUUUGUUUGUUCUCUAAGGAAACAUUAGGUUUGUAUUAAUGUCACAGGCCCAUGGUGAGCCCAUGAACACAAACAUAUUUGUUUAAUAACCAAAUGUUGGGUUUAGUCGAGGUUAAGGCACGCUGCUGAUAAACUAAGACGCUCGAGGGAAUGUCAAUUUUCUCCUGCAGUUCUCCAAUUGGAUGGCAUUUAAAUCUUUUUUGCAAGAUUAUUAAAAAUGAACCACUGGAGCUUUUGAGUACCGGAGGACAGCAUGACGGCACGCCCACACCAGACCUGGAAACUGCUGGAAAUGUGCUCCUUUGUGAAGCUACCUGCAUUCCUGGGGUCACUAGUAAGAUCUUUUACACCGAGGAUCCCAGGGAUUGAUGUUAAUCCACAGCCAAACCUGGUCUGGAUGGUUCCACGCUGACAGAACUGUGGGGUCUCUUUUGUGAUUUAGCGAGGUCCCCGACAAACAUGUCAUUAGGGAGUAGAAACGUGUUUUCUGUACGUAUGUAGAAAAGCUCAGAGAACAUGUCAACCUCCGUUUCCAUCCAGGCCGCCCCCCUCUGCCUGCUGUGACUGGGUUUGUACGUCACACAAAACAAAAAAGACAAACUGCUUAUUAAACCUGUGAAGGAUGGCAAGUUCAUAUCCCCCCCGCCCCCAUCGAGAUCCAGUAUAAUUGUGUAGUGUUAAUUGUGUAAUAUUCACCUUGUACAGCUGUAUUCCUACAAAUAUGGUUUACUGUAUCAUUGAUACUGUAGUUUCAAAGACGUGAACAACUAUUUUUAUGAAAUGCGACAGUACUGAUAUAUUACAUUUUGCUAAAAAACAAAAAACUUGUUUACUGAAAGAUAUUCUGAAAUACUGUCAAAUAAACUCUUGACAUGGUGUAAAACAGA